CACAUGUUUGGUAACACUAUGGUGUACUAGAUUAUGUUGAGUCCGGAUGCGAGGUCAACAGCUUGGGUUUCAUUCGACGGUCGAAAUCAACAAGAGUURUGUGCGGAUGAUAGUUUACAAGUUACUACAUCUAUAUUUUCUUUACCAUCAAUAUGUGCUGAAGACCAAAUAACUGACUGGUUUGAUUCAUUGGCUGAAUGUCUACAUUGGAAUGUGCGAAAACGACAGAAGCACUUUGAGGAAUUGUCUGAUCUAGCGCAUUGCAAGUAUGAGGAUUCACUAAAUUCAGCGUCGAAAGACACAUUAUUAGUUACGGACUAGCAGGGUAUAGUCAAUUAAGUUCAUCAUUAACCAACAGAUACCUUAUCCUUUAGUCGAUAAGCACCUGUACUACCAUCAGUGCUUACAAAUGGAUUUAAAAAUUGUGCAAAAUAAAUUUUUUUAUUAUUGUUAUUAUUAUUAUUAUUAUUAUUAUUUUCUUGUAAGUACCUGUAGAAGGUAUACAUUUAUGCGUUUCUGCCGCUCGUUAUUAAAACUACAUAUUUAUCAUUUAAUUAUAGUUUCAGUACUGAAGUUUUAGUUUUGACAAAUUAAUAUUACGUUUCUCUAUUACAUUAUUGGUGAAGUAGGUAUAUUUUAAUUGAUAGUGAUCAGUUUAUAUGCAGAACAAAAUGAAUAUUAUAGUCAUUAAAUAAAAAAAAUAAGUCUCAUGUAGGAGUAUUUUAUUCUUGGUUAUUAGAGUGCUACAAUUUUAUUUUUACAAUGUAUACAAUUUCUUCCAUUUUUAAGAUGAAAUUUUAAUCGUAAUUUGUUUUUUUGAUAUUGUUAAAAACACAAAUAUUUAUGUUUAUUAUUAUUUUUAGCUCAA
Molecule: messenger RNA, 868 nt
Organism: Diuraphis noxia (Russian wheat aphid)
Lineage: Eukaryota; Metazoa; Arthropoda; Insecta; Hemiptera; Aphididae
Product: NAD kinase-like
Biological process (GO): NADP+ biosynthetic process; NAD+ metabolic process
Molecular function (GO): NAD+ kinase activity
Source: RefSeq, a predicted model, not a curated record